Messenger RNA from Stereum hirsutum FP-91666 SS1, 870 nucleotides. RefSeq names its product Yip1-domain-containing protein. Gene Ontology annotation, cellular component: Golgi apparatus. Gene Ontology annotation, biological process: vesicle-mediated transport. The transcript is spliced from 6 exons. The record is from RefSeq and is a predicted model, not a curated record. NCBI's taxonomy places the organism in Eukaryota, Fungi, Basidiomycota, Agaricomycetes, Russulales, Stereaceae. Gene Ontology annotation, molecular function: small GTPase binding. Bases 1 to 870 code for a protein of 289 amino acids.
AUGGCUUAUGUUUCUGUGGAAUCAGAUGAUCGUCUCGAAGACGAGACCCCACAGCUCGAAUAUAAAUCGUUUUUAGGAGAUGAAUCUGCGAAUACGAGAGGGGGUCAUUCUAGUCGAGGAUAUAUCGCGGACCAACCACGCAGUUCAUCGUUCUGGUCAUUAGACUACUACCAAUCCUACUUCGACAUCGACACCAAAACCGUCCUCUCCCGCUGCCUAACAACCCUCUACCCCCUCCACCCCUCCUACACCUCAGCCCACCUCGUCCCCUCCCCCGACUUAUACGGCCCCUUCUGGACCCUCACCACCCUCAUCUUCACGCUCUUCAUCACCUCCUCCCUCGCCUCCUCUAUCGUCGCGUACCUCUCGUCCCAGGAAGUCGACUAUGAUUUCGCGCUGUUGAGUACGGCGGUGGGAUUGGUGUAUGCGUAUGGGAUGGGCGUGCCGGUGUUGCUUUGGGGGGUGUUGAGGUAUUGGGGCGUUGGGGGGGCAGGGGAGGGUAUGGAGGGGUGGGGGCUUGUGGAGGCGUUGGGGGUGUGGGGGUAUGGGAUGUUUGUGUGGAUUCCGGUUUCGAUUCUGUGUGUGAUUCCCAUCGCGCUCGUGCGCUGGAUACUCACAGGUAUCGCAUUUGCCUUCUCGGGCUACUUCCUCGUAGCGAACGUCUAUCCCGUUCUCGCCUCCACAGACAACAAAUCAACCCGCCUCCUCAUCAUCCUCAUCGCCGCCCUGCACGCCGGCAUCGCACUCGCGUUCAAAGUUCUGUUCUUUAGCUAUUAUGUUGUGGACCUUGAUGUGGGCCCGGCGGACCCGGUGCCGCCGGUGGAGGGGGAGGUGCCGAGGAUGUUGAUGAGGUUUGGGAUGAGGUUUUAA